AUGUUGACGUCAGAGCAGGUCAGAGCUCACUGGUGGCGUACAGUGAAUGGAUUUUGUCAAUAAAGCAAGUGACAGUAUAAUAGAGAAAUAGCGAAUUGUUUUAAAAAGUAUUCAUCAUCAUGGGUGACAAUGAGCAGAAAGCCAUACAGCUCAUGGCUGAGGCAGAAAAAAAAUUAACAUCCUCCAAAGGUUUCUUUGGAUCUCUUUUUGGAGGAUCAUCGAAAGUAGAAGAAGCAGUAGAAUGCUAUCAGCGUGCAGCAAAUAUGUUCAAAAUGGCAAAAAAGUGGGGAGCUGCAGGGAAUGCAUUCUGCGAAGCAGCUAAUCUUCAUGGCAAAGCUGGUAGCAGACAUGAUGCUGCAACGAACUACGUAGAUGCUGCCAACUGUUAUAAAAAGUCGGAUCCAAAUGAGGCGGUUAGCUGUCUUCUAAAAGCAAUAGAGAUAUACACGGACAUGGGACGGUUCACAAUGGCUGCUAAGCACCAUCAAAGUAUAGCAGAGAUGUAUGAGAGCGAGUCUGUCGACCUUGAUAGAGCAGUAAACCACUACGAACAGGCAGCCGACUAUUUCCGGGGUGAAGAAAGUAACUCUUCUGCAAAUAAGUGUUUGCUCAAGGUAGCACAAUAUGCCGCUCAACUUGAGAAUUACGACAAAGCGAUCCAGAUCUAUGAACAGGUCGCCUCUUCGUCCCUUGAAAGCUCGCUGUUGAAAUAUAGUGCAAAGGAGUACUUUUUUCGUGCUGCAUUAUGCCAUCUCUGCGUCGAUGUUUUGAAUGCUCAACAUGCAAUCGAACGUUACCAAGAACAAUACCCUGCCUUUCAGGAUUCUAGAGAGUACAAACUUAUCAAGACGCUAAUCGAACACCUAGAAGAACAAAAUUUGGAAGGUUACACAGAAGCAGUUAAGGAGUAUGAUUCCAUAUCACGGUUGGAUUCCUGGUACACAACGAUCUUAUUGCGUAUUAAGAAACAGGUCAACGACAACCCAGACCUGCGCUGAUCUCUUCACUCUUUUACACAUAAUAAUAUGCCAUUAUUAUCUUCCCACUCAGAUUGUGCACAUCUUCCUCUCAUAGCCAGGCUUAUAGAAUAUCUUCAGACCCUAGCGUCUUGAAAGGGGUAAACGAAUACUGUUUUAUUAAAGUACUCACGAAAUUGUUUUUCGUUCUUAGAAAUGUGUGAAGUAUCAUUGUAUAGAAUUUAAACGUAUUAUUCAAGAAUGGUAGUAAAUACA
Messenger RNA from Diprion similis, 1232 nucleotides. RefSeq names its product alpha-soluble NSF attachment protein (gene alphaSnap). Gene Ontology annotation, molecular function: soluble NSF attachment protein activity; syntaxin binding. Gene Ontology annotation, cellular component: vacuolar membrane; SNARE complex. The record is from RefSeq and is a predicted model, not a curated record. NCBI's taxonomy places the organism in Eukaryota, Metazoa, Arthropoda, Insecta, Hymenoptera, Diprionidae. The transcript has 5 exons. Bases 120 to 998 code for a protein of 292 amino acids. Gene Ontology annotation, biological process: SNARE complex disassembly; intracellular protein transport.